Messenger RNA from Prorocentrum cordatum, 618 nucleotides. Lineage: Eukaryota; Dinophyceae; Prorocentrales; Prorocentraceae. The record is from the annotation of a GenBank genome assembly.
AUGUGGGAGGCAAAGCUGGGACCCAACGUCAUCAGCUAUAGUGCUGGGAUAAGUGCGUGCGAGAAGGGCAAGCAGUGGCAGCUGGCCCUGGCGCUGCUGAGCGAGAUGCGGGAGGUGAAGUUGGAGCGAAACAGCAUCAGCUGCAAUGCUGGGAUCAGCGCGCUCGAAAAAGGCAGCCAGUGGCAGCAGGCCUUGUCGCUGUUGAGCGAGAUGCGGGAGGCGAAAUUGGAGCCCAGCGCCAUCAGCUACGUGGCUGGGAUCCGUGCGUGCGAGAGGGGCGAGGAGUGGGACCAGGCUUUGUUGCUACUCUGUGAGGCGAGGCAGGGAAAGGUGAAAUUAGAUAUUCUCCACUACGACGCUGCAAUCAGGGCGUGUGGGACAUGUAAGAAGUGGCAAGUUUCGCUGUCACUGUUCAGAGAAAUGCAGCAACAGAAGAUGAAACCUGACCAGUACAGUUUAGCGGGUGCUACCAUAGCGUGCGGUCGCCAGGGAGAGUGGCAACAAGCGUUGUCGGUUGCACUGGAGCUGUGGCAGUCCAAACUGGAACCAGACACUUUCAGUCUCAGUGCAACUAUCAAGUUUCUUGUGCAGGGCAUUUCCCGCCAAAAGACAACCUAA